Macrosteles quadrilineatus (aster leafhopper) is the source of this 3712-nucleotide messenger RNA. Its product is annotated as excitatory amino acid transporter-like. Gene Ontology annotation, biological process: L-glutamate transmembrane transport. Gene Ontology annotation, cellular component: plasma membrane. The coding region runs from base 92 to 1726 and encodes 544 amino acids. The transcript has 11 exons. The record is from RefSeq and is a predicted model, not a curated record. Lineage: Eukaryota; Metazoa; Arthropoda; Insecta; Hemiptera; Cicadellidae. Gene Ontology annotation, molecular function: L-glutamate transmembrane transporter activity; glutamate:sodium symporter activity; neutral L-amino acid transmembrane transporter activity.
CCACCGUGGACAACACGCUCUGUCGCUCUGUCAGGCUGACAUCGAUUUGUACCAUGGACAAGUGCGAGAGUGCGUGUGUGUGCGCGUAGCUAUGUCGACCGUGACAGCAACCGCGCCGGCCAAAGACAAUAAUGACGAAUCUCCUAAGAAUCUGGCUGAUGUGGCAGUCAACCAGGAAGAAAGGAAGGAUGGAGGACACAAGAGUCACGUGAUCAGGAUCCCUCUGCCUGAACUGACCAAUGUGGAAGUGGUAACGCAAUGGAUGUCCGACAACAUUCUCCUGGUCCUCACCAUCGGAGGAGUCCUCCUCGGACUGUUCUUCGGGUUCGUCGGACGACUCGCCAAUUUCUCCGACGGGACGAUCCUCCUCGUCUCCUUCCCAGGAGAGAUCCUGAUGAGGCUGCUCAAGAUGUUCAUCCUUCCUCUCAUCAUAUCUUCGCUCAUAGCUGGUAUGGCACAGCUAGAUGCCAGGUCCUCAGGUCGUAUGGGUAUGAGAGCCAUGGUGUACUACCUGACCACCACCAUCCUAGCAGCUAUCGUGGGUAUCAUCAUGGUCCUGACCAUACACCCGGGCGACCCUCACAUCAAAGAGCACAUAGACUCCAAGCCAGACGACACCAAGGUUUCGACACUCGACGCCAUAUUGGAUAUCAUCAGAAACAUGUUUCCUGACAAUCUAGUUCAAGCCUGUUUCCAGCAAGUUUCCACGACAUACAAAAAGGUGAAACCUCUAGUUAUAACCAGUUCAAACCACUCGGAUCUGAAACCGGUGGAAGAGUUCAUUUUGAAACCCACCUUAGUCUACAAGGAUGGUACUAACGUUAUGGGUAUGAUCGUUUUCUGUCUGGCAUUUGGACUGCUCGCAGGUCAGAUGGGCGAGAAGGGGAAACUGAUGGUGCAAUUCUUCGUGGUUCUCAAUGAAAUCGUCAUGAAGCUUGUUGGUGUAGUUAUGUGGUACGCUCCAUUUGGGAUCAUGUGCUUGAUUGCGGGAAAGAUCAUGGGCAUCGACAACUUGGCCUCCACUGCCAAACAGCUGGGAAUGUACAUGGUCACAGUCAUCAUCGGACUGCUUAUCCAUGCCGUCAUCACGCUGCCCGUCAUCUACUUCAUGCUGACUCGGAAGAAUCCCGCAACAUUCUUCCGGGGAAUGCUACAAGCCUGGGUGACCGCCCUGGGUACUGCGAGUAGUGCGGCAACUCUACCGAUCACUUUCCAAUGUCUGGAGGAGAACAACAAGAUAGACCCUCGAGUGACGAGGUUUGUGGUGGCAGUGGGAGCUACAGUCAACAUGGACGGGACUGCACUCUAUGAGGCUGUGGCAGCCAUCUUCAUAGCUCAGAUGAACGGCAUUCACCUCGGUCUGGGUGACGUCAUCACAGUCAGCCUGACAGCCACACUGGCGAGUAUAGGAGCCGCAUCUAUCCCCAGUGCUGCACUUAUAACUAUGUUGUUGGUCCUCACGGCUCUUGGACUUCCGACCUCCGACGUCUCUCUACUGUUUGCUGUCGACUGGCUCUUAGAUCGAAUCCGGACCUCCAUUAACGUCCUUGGCGACGGGUACGGAGCUGGAAUUGUGUAUCAUUUGUCUAAAGACGAACUGGACAAAAUGGAUGCUGAGAGAGUGCUGGAGAUAAACGAAUCGAAACAUGGACAAGAAAUUGUUCUGGACGAGAACUUCGUCAAAUCACAUGGAAAUCCUUCGAGCUGUUCGGAAACCCAGAUGUGAGAAAGCUAUGUUGUGACACAUCUGGUCCAUUAAAACAACAAAUACUGGAGUAACACUUAGAACUUGAUUCUAGGACGAUUCUGACUGAUGGAACAGUAUCCCGAUUUUGUCUCAAAACUUGGAAUGUAUCCGAAAUAUGGUAUUGAUAUUUUAUACACAGUUCGGUUCAAAUAGGUUUUAUUAGUAAAUGUGUCAGUAUUUGUAAUUUUUUAGUCAAUGUGAUAUUCAAAGUGUUCAUACGUCAACAAUGAGCUUCUUAAUGUUUAACAUAUUCAGUAAUUACUUACUGAUAUAGUCAACAUGAAAUAGUAACCGAUUAGAGAAAAUAUUUCACUAGCGUCAUAUCAUGCUAUCCAUGUUUGUGAUUUAGUGUGGUCCUCAUAUCUUUGUGAUGUGGAAAAUUUAAUUCAUACAAAUAAAUUUAAGUACCUGCUCUGUAGAUAAACUUUACCACUCUUUGUGUGUUAUGGUUUAAUAUGUAUCUUCAUCCCUACAUAUCAUUCAUAGUAAAAUCCUCCCAACAAAAGAUUAUCUAUAUCUUCCUAAAUGUGACAAUAAUUUAGAAUAGUGUUGAAUGGCAUUUAUUUUAUAAUAAUAUUGAAGAUUAGUACAUCAAAUAGCAUUUAUAAAUGGUUAUUUUAUUGUUUUUCCCACUAGUUAGGUUUACAGGUGAACUGUCAUUCCUCAAAAUUAAUAGUAUUUAAAAAUAAUUAAAUGCAAAUAAAUUGAGAGUUGAGAGAAGAAAAAAUCCAAGUAAAUUAAGUUUAUAAAUUGAAAACUGGAAAUGUUUUUUUGUGCUUUAGGUAUACAAAAUAAAUUGCACAGAAUUACUUUCAAAAAAAGUAAAAGUACCAAGAAAACAGUUAGGCUACAAAUUAGAGUACAUUAAAUUUUUUUAUCAAAAUAGACUGAAGAGUUCUUGGCUUUCAUAUUUAGUUAAAAUAGAAACAUUUUUGUAUAAAUUUACCACCAAGUAUGUUUAAAAUCACAAAAUAAAACAAUUAUUUUAAUAUUGGGCACCAGAGUUUUUAAACUACUGUGAUAUAGGCUAGGUGUUCUGGAUAAAAAAAGUUAUUCAGUUGUUAUUUAGCAUCCUCAAACCGAUUAGAGACUUGAAAUCUUGACACAAUGUGUCGCACUGCAUAACCAAUCAAAAUUUAACUAAAUAACAAUUGUUCGCUUAAAUAUAUUCAUUAAGAUUUCAAUUGUUUAACUAUUUUUCACUAAUAUUAUUUCCAUCAAGGAAAUAAAAAUAACAAAAAGUACCUUUUACAGUUAAAUUUAAAAGUAACUGCCUUCAAAUGCAUUUACAUUUUGGAAAUUCUAGAUCAAAAGUAGCGAUAUUUUGGAUAAAUGUACUGUAGAAGUUAGCAAAGAGCAAUAGGCUACAUAUGUUGAAAAACGACCAAUCGAUUCUGACAUGAUGUUCAUACAUUUUUGGAAACAAUUUGUGUAAUACGAAGUACCCUUUGAUAAUAUAUUCUUAUCUGCAUGGUUUAUACAAUCUUACUCCCCUUAUUACCCAUAUAUUUAAUAAUGUAGUUUUAUUGUACAUUUCAAUAUACGUACUACUCUAAAAAUAAUCAAACUAUAACUUUAUGUUAUAUAUAAUCAAGUGUGUUAAACACACAAUAUUUUACUCGAUGUUAGAAUAGAAAAUAUUGUUACCACAUUCAAAUAUAUUUAUUGUUACCUACUUACGAUUAUAACUGCACCCACCUUAUUAUGUGAUGUUCUAAUUUUGCGCUCUAAUAUUUAAGAUCGAUUGUGUGAUUGUUAGGUUAAUUAGUACUUGUUUUAUAUCAUGUUAUUGAUUUAAAGUUUAAGAAGUAAUGUUUAAUUUAUGUAUCUUAUUUAUAUAUAGAUUUAAUUUAUUACUUGUUAUAACUAAUAGUACAUAGUUUAAGUUUGUACCUUAAUUGUUUAGGAUAGGUCUUGGUUGUCUCAUGUGAUUGCAUUUUUUUCAAUAAACUCUUCUUAAAUGUG